AUGAGCACGAACCAGCUUGCGAACCUCUGUCUAUGGACAAUCUGCAUUGGCUGUGGACUUGUUGUGAUCCGAUCCGUCCUCAGUCUCUGGCACAACGUCCGCCUUGCGCGAACCAUUGGCCUGCCCUAUAUCGUCCUGCCCUUCUCGCUACUCGGAGGGCCCUGGCAGCUGGCCCAGUUCUUCGCGGUCCCCGUCCUCAAGGCCCUCCCCGAGCGACUGACCCAGACAUGGCUGCCCCUGACCGUCUUCAGCGAGUUCUGGCACAAUGGCUACGAGCCGUUUGAGCGACUCAAGGCCGACACCUUCCUGGUCGUCUCGCCAGGCGGGCUCAUACUCUACACCUGCGACCCGGACGUCAACGUCCAGCUAUUUCGCGACGCAAGUUUCGGCAAGCCAGCCGAGCUCCUCUCCCUGUUAAACAUCUACGGGCCUACCAUCACCGGCACAGACGGCCCCGAGUCGCGCCUAUACCGCAAGGUCACCGCGCCCUUCUUCUCGGAGAAGACGCUGCGCCGCGUCUUUGUCCAGUCCGUCUCUGCCGCAAAGAUACUUCUCGCCGCCCUACUACGUCCAGACGCUCAUCGCUCGCUGCGAACACUGUCCGCGAGGGUGUCUCUCAACACGCUGAGCCAGACGCUGAGCUUCAGCCAGGCUUUGCAUGGGCUCCUGCAAAACUUUGGUGCCGUGUUCAUCGUUCCUCACUGGCUGCUGCGCCUGUCACCGUUUCGGUCUCUCCAGCAUGCGGCCGCAUGCUACUCGGAGCUUGGAUCAUACAUGGAUCAGCUCAAGCGGGCAAGGGAGGCCACCAUCUCUGAGAAGACUGCGUCAACAGCUUCUUCGGACGAGGACCUCCUCGAUAUGCUCGUACAAGCGGCUACAUCUUCUGAUGUCCAAGAAAAGCCCGUUUUAUUGAGCAACGCCCAAGUCAUUGGUCAAAUCUUCCUCUUCAUGUUCGCGGGACACGAAGCCAACGCCAACCUGCUCCUCUCCAUCAUCCUCCUCCUGGCAUGCCAUCCAGACGUCCAGACCGCCAUGCAGCGCGACCUCGACCGUCUCCUCGGCCAGACAAGCCCAGACGCAUGGUCAUAUGACGACAACUACGCUCCGCUCAUGCACGGAGCCGUCGGCGCAGUGAUCAACGAGACCCUCCGCCUCUUCACCGUCAUACCCGUGCUCCCGAAAUGCGUCCCGCCCGGCGGUCCCUGGCUUUCCAUCACCGUCAAGGGCCAGCGCCAUCCGCUGCCGCCCAACACAAUCGCCUUUGUCAACACAAGCGCAACGCAUCGCCAUCCAAAGCACUGGCCCAAGAGGCCAGCGCACCCAGCAGCCCAGGAGAAGUGCUCCUCCUCCUGGAGGGAAAUCAGAAACGACCCGCGCCAACGUCCCUAUGCCGCGGCGGACUUUGACCCCUGGAGGUGGUUGGAUGCGGGGGAGAGCGCUCAGGAAGCCACACAGGCAGGCUCGACGACCAACUUCUUGAAGCCUCGACCCGGGACGUUUAUCCCCUUUUCAGAUGGCGGUCGGGGAUGCCUCGGAAAGCGAUUCGCGCUGGUAGAGGUCUGUGCCAUGGUCGCGACGCUGUUCAAGACGCACUCGGUCGAGCUGGUGACGGACCAUGAGCAGGGAUUCAAUGAGGAGGAGGAAGCGUGGCUGGAGGCACGUCGACGUGCUACGCUGGCACUUUCAGAGGGGACCAAGUUUGACACAAGCCUGCGCGUUGCAAGGGCUGUACCUAUACGGUUUGUACCGAGAAGCAACUGA
This is a messenger RNA of Trichoderma citrinoviride, 1761 nucleotides long. RefSeq names its product cytochrome P450. The transcript is spliced from 2 exons. NCBI's taxonomy places the organism in Eukaryota, Fungi, Ascomycota, Sordariomycetes, Hypocreales, Hypocreaceae. Bases 1 to 1761 code for a protein of 586 amino acids. The record is from RefSeq and is a predicted model, not a curated record. Gene Ontology annotation, molecular function: monooxygenase activity; oxidoreductase activity, acting on paired donors, with incorporation or reduction of molecular oxygen; iron ion binding.